AAAAGGGAAUUAUUGAGCGUUUAAAUGGUCUUUGUUUUGGGAGGAUUCCCAGCCCCCCCCCAGUCUUCCUAUUUGAAAACUAAAGAACAAAAUGUAUGACAGGUACGGUAGUUCGCUCAAAUACCUUCACGUCUCGUUAACCUAGGAGGUCAAGACAAGCCAAGUAGGACUUCGUAACGUUGUCUUAGCUAAAAAAAAAAAAAAAAACCUUCCAUCUUCCUCGUAGCGGCGUCCAUGAGUCUUCUUUGUGUUCCAUGGAAGAAAACCAGUAUACGUCGUUGACGGUACCCACGGAUUAUUUUCAGCAGUGGUACCAGUCCAGCCAGCAGCACCCCGAGGCUCAGCAUGUGAUGACGUAUCACAACAUGGGCCACUACGCAGAAGGGCCCAGUGAUGACCUCGUCAUGGCCGAGCUGUCCGUCCACCGGGAACCACCCGUCUACCAGGAACCUUUUUAUCAGAACUAUAACCCCCCGGCCCAGAAUCACUACCAGGAGCUGACCUACCAGCCGCACGCCAGGGAGCAGCAGCAGCCGCAGCCGCAUCCUGCCCACCUGCACCACCCUCAGCAUCAACAUACAAUACAGCAGUUGGAGCCGAGUGUUCGGCAUCCGCCUCAGCCUUCUGCUCCCUCUCAAGUUGUGACGCCGGUGAAGAAGAAGAGAGGGCGGCCUCCAAAGCAGCCGGUGGAGGACGGCAAGACGCAGGAGGAGGAGAACGAGAUCGAGGCCGCCAAAAAAGCCAAGAGGGCUCUCAACCGCUUCAACGGCAUGUCGGUGGCCGAGGUCAUGGCCAAAACCCUGCCGGACGUCAUCACCUACAACCUUGACAUUCUGAUCAUUGGAAUUAACCCAGGACUGCUGUCAGCCUUCAAAGGACGCCAUUAUCCAAACCCAGGAAACCAUUUCUGGAAAUGUCUGUUUCUGUCUGGGCUCACUGACGAGCAGCUCAACUUCAUGCACGACCAGAGCCUGCCGGAGAAAUAUAACAUCGGCUUCACCAACAUGGUGGAGAGGACCACGCCCGGCAGCAAGGACCUCUCCAGUAAGGAGAUCAGAGAAGGAGGUCGACAGCUACUCGACAAGCUGCAGAAAUACAGACCAUUAAUAGCAGCUUUUAAUGGAAAAGGUAUUUAUGAAAUCUUCUGCAAAGAAACCUUCGGCGUGAAGGCAAAGAAUCUCGACUUUGGUCUGCAGCCGUACAAAAUCCCAGAAACUGAAACGGUGUGCUACCUGAUGCCGUCAUCGAGCCCUCGCUGUGCCCAGUUCCCCCGCGCGCAGGAUAAGGUACAUUUCUACAUCAAGCUGAAGGAACUGCGGGACGAGAUGAAGGGCCUGCUACCCAAGAUCGAGGUGGAAGAGACGGAGUACUCGUUCGACCUGCAGCUGGCAAAAGAGGAUGCGAAGAGGAUGGCAAUCAAAGAGGAGCAGGUGGACCCGGAGUACGAGAGCUGUGGUGGGCUGCAUGGCGACGCCAGCCGGAGCAGCAACUCCACCAACUAAAAAAGGCCGAGCGGAGGAGAGAAAACAGGCCCGUCUGCCUGUAGCGCACAGGUAGUCACCGCGUUGUUCCGAUUAUAUUCAGUUGGAACUAAAUGGAAUUGGGAGUUUCAGGUGCUUAAACUCUUAACCGUAUGUAAUGACUACAAAUCACUGUGAUAGAUUUGCUUAUCUAGAGCUAUUCAGAAGUGGAAACAGGUAGGGGAACAAAAUCCAAAAUCAGCUUAUCCCCCUCUCGCCGUCAUUUGUGUAAAACGAUGACCUCAACCACCCUGGAAGUAAAAGUGGAUCCGUUAGUCCGACGACAUUUUUAAGGCACGCGUUACAUUCUCAGAAAACACGGAACGCAAACAAAACGUUUGUUUGUUUACAAGAAAAACACCACGGGGCACCUUUUCUUUUUUCUUUUUUCUUCUUCUUUUUUUUUUUUUCAAAGGUCACGUCAUUUGCAGUAAAUGACAUAAAGACCCACAAAAAAAACAAAAAAAAACAUCUUCCGGGUGGUUUCUAAAGAUAAAAUAAAUCAGCUGAACCGUUUGAAAACCGACUUCUCCUCCUGCGAAGCAGCACAAUCCAUUUUCUCGGCGGGGGGGGGGGGGGGGGGGGGGGGUUGCGUUGCGUUGCGGGUUAUCUUUGCAGAAGUGGACAUUGUAGGCCAGUCAGCGGACAACAUCGCAUCGGCGCGGCGCGGGGGACCACUGCAGCUGGAGAGGUCCGCUGAUCAGAUACCAGAUAUCAGCUGUACUAGUAGCAUGAUGCAUCAAAUGAGGUGGCGAGACGCCUUCGAGAUGACACCACGAGAAAAGAGAAGCCGUGCCGUUUCCCACGAGGCCUCGCAGCGUGACGCACAACAGAGAAUACGUGCCCAAAACGACGGUCACAUUUUCUAAACUCUCGGAACAGACUGCAUGUUUUUGGUGUUAUUUUUUAUCACUAUUUAUUGCAUUUUGUAUGGUACAUGUGUCCAGUGACUUAUUUUUGUAUUUUGAAAGAACGAACAUUUUAUGAUUUUAUCAGCUGUAUAAAUAGGUAAUUGUACUCGGGAGUUUCUAAUCUGUAAUUACAGAGUUAUUAAAUCUCUUCUAAAAGCUGGUAA
Messenger RNA from Cyclopterus lumpus (lumpfish), 2595 nucleotides. RefSeq names its product thymine DNA glycosylase, tandem duplicate 2 (gene tdg.2). The record is from RefSeq and is a predicted model, not a curated record. Bases 255 to 1502 code for a protein of 415 amino acids. Gene Ontology annotation, biological process: base-excision repair, AP site formation. Gene Ontology annotation, molecular function: mismatch base pair DNA N-glycosylase activity. The transcript is spliced from 10 exons. Gene Ontology annotation, cellular component: nucleus. Lineage: Eukaryota; Metazoa; Chordata; Actinopteri; Perciformes; Cyclopteridae.